Leguminivora glycinivorella is the source of this 3174-nucleotide messenger RNA. RefSeq names its product integrin alpha-PS3-like. Gene Ontology annotation, cellular component: external side of plasma membrane; integrin complex. Gene Ontology annotation, molecular function: integrin binding. NCBI's taxonomy places the organism in Eukaryota, Metazoa, Arthropoda, Insecta, Lepidoptera, Tortricidae. The transcript has 25 exons. Bases 106 to 3156 code for a protein of 1016 amino acids. Gene Ontology annotation, biological process: cell-cell adhesion; cell adhesion mediated by integrin; cell-matrix adhesion. The record is from RefSeq and is a predicted model, not a curated record.
GGAAACUUUACAGGAAAUUUAUAAUAACGGAUGAUGUAUUCCAGCGUUAUUUCCUUAAUUUGUUUAUAAUCAGUCUGUCAGUUAGUUCGGCAGAGUCAGCGAGCCAUGUGGUUGCUACAAUGUUGCUUGCUGGUGCAAGCGGUGGCCAUACGAGCGGCGUAUUUCCACGAGCCUUCCAUGACGACUAUCCAGCCCUCUGGACCCUUAGCCGAUGACGCUUUCUUCGGAUACAGCAUCGCGUUUACCAAUACUGGUCUAGUGGCAAGCGCUCCCCGGGCUGAUAAGGAUGGUCAAGUGUUUUCGUGCAAUCUGAAGACCCAAAAUUGUAGCCUGAUGGCAGUGCCGCUCUCAGACUAUAGCAGCAGAGCUCAUAACGGCCUCACUUACAAUCACGAUUUUUGGCUUGGAGCUAGUGUGAGGGCGAGCGACAAACAUCUGUUUGUUUGUGCUCCUCGGUCUACUAGCGAAAUACAAGUACCUGACAAAGUGUUCGGUGCGAACGGGCAGUGUUUUUACAAAGAGUACGAAGACCCUAGCAGCCACUUCACCCACAUGAUCCAGAUCACAACGGAGGACCGGUCCAUCAACCGCACGCAUAGAGAAAACGUGACUGAUUCCUUCGGAUGGAGUAUGGACAUAGAUACGGACGGGGCGUUGCGGGUCGGCAGCCCAGCUAUCGCUGCAGGUCGAGUUAUGACUUACUUCGAACCUUCGGACUCGGCGACAUCUGGUCCUAAAAUUUUUACCGCUGCUAAUCCAGACGGAUUCAGUUUUGGAUACAGUAUUGCAAGCGGUAUUUUUUAUAAAACGCGCUCCAGGAUACCAAAACCAGAUGUAGCAAUCGGCACUCCAUAUGGUGAUUACGGCAUCGGAAAAGUGUUCAUGUAUAACAACGGCCAAAAGCUACAGUCUGUCAUAGACGACCCGACGGGCGGCGUCGGAUCCAUGUUCGGUGCCGCGCUGUGCUCGGCCAAACUAGAUGGCGACACUGUCUCGCUACUAGUAGGUGCGCCCGCGCAUUUCAGUGGCGACGAGAAAUACCAUACCGGUAUCGUCUAUGUUUAUAGGCAACAUUCAAUAAAAACUAUGAAGAAUGUGAAGCAAAUUAAAGGUUCUGAUCAGAAUGGAGCAUUUUUUGGCUACGCCAUUGCUAACAUCGGGGACAUGGACAACGAUGGAAAAGAUGAAAUAGCCAUAGGGGCUCCAUACGAAGACGAUGGCAAGGGUGCCGUGUACCUGUAUGCGGGUUCGAGCCUGACCGACAAAUCUAUGACCACCUCCUGGCUACAGCGGUUCCAACCCGAACCUGCCAGUUUUCAGAACGUUGGGCUGAGCCUGGUCGCCAAUAAGUACUCUGAAAAUGCAUGCAGCGAUCUGGCAAUAGGAGCCCCUAGUAACAACAGAGUGGCGGUGUACCACUGUUUGACAGUUAUCACUGUCGAUAUUGAUACUACUUUCCCUAACCUGCAGAAUCGUCCCGAUAAAACUUCAUUUGCAUUUGACGUGUGCCUAAAUGCAAAGUAUCCCUCCAAACCGGAAAAUAUUAAAGCUAAAUUCGCGGUGACAGUCAAGAUAAGCCAUCCGAAUGCUACUUUGUCUGCCGCAAAACCAGACGAAGACUUUAUACAAUACGAAGAGUUCCUCGACAAUAAAAAGAACCGUAACGGUUGCAGGAGCAUUAAAGUAACGACAUCUGAGAACGGCGACUAUGACCAAUUCAUCGAGUUCCGCAUAACAGCUAAGCUCCUGGACGAUCCGGCAAAUAGUAAAACUUUCGAUCCGUCGAAAGCCACUGUGAGCUCAAUCAGUAAACUAGAACACACUAAGUCAGUGAGAGCGGCGGAGUGUAAGAGGGAACCGUGCCAGCCGAAACUGUCUGUCAAACUUACCACCAAGGAAAAGAGUCCCUACCUAAUCGGGUCUUCAUCGACCAUAGGCGUCGACGUGGCCGUACAGAACGGAGAUGCGGACACCGCAUACCGGCCAUGCGUGGUUCUCAGCGUGGAUGGCGGAGCAGCAAUCAUUCACAGAGCCCCACCGCACUGCACAGUAGAUAGUGAUACACGGAGGGUUUGCCAGCGGCAGAGGGCGCUGAAGCCUAAUAGCAUCUGGGAUUUGAACAAAGAGGCAGCAUCAGACCAGUACAUCGAGAUAGGUCUAGAAGCACUCACUAGCGACACUAAGAAGAUAAAGGUCAUAGCCGAAGUCUUAAACCGCUGCGAGAGACUCAACGGAAAACCAGACGACGUCAGUUCCAUUGAGUUUGUCCUCAUAACUAAUGUCGAUGGAUUGAAAAUUGAAAGCAAAACAGAUCAAGGCGAAUCAGUAUUCUUCCGUAAAGAUGACUUUAAAAGUGGAAAGCCAUUACAUCACACAUAUACCAUAUCGAAUAUAGGCGAAAUCAACUGGGUCGGGCUUGUAGGUGACUUCUGGCUGGACAAAAAGCCUUACAUUACUUACAAUAAUGUCAUACAGAUAUACAACGGCGAAACUGAACGGAAAGCGUGUGCGUUGAAAAACGACCCUAAAGACAAAACCAACUUCCACGGCUUGAGUUGCGAACUGGGCAGCCUGAGCCGCAAGGAAACCAUCACCGUGGUCAUACCAAUUACUACGGUGCCUAUUGAACUAGAUAAAGUUUUACAGAAAUCAAACGCCACAGUGAAAACAUUCCUCAGAGUAAUCGCCGACAAAACAACAAAACAAGAGAAAGAAAAAACAGAAAUCACAACUUUGGUGUUUCAAGAAGGGAAAGUACCUGUCUGGAUUAUAGUGGUAGCAGUUUGUGUGGGCAUUCUCAUUGUUGGCCUCAUUGGAUUUGCUCUUUACGAGUGCGGUAUAUUCCGUCGAAAGAAGAAGGAAGAACUGGUGAACCUCAAGCAAGAAGUUAAACGGAGAAGCAUGAUGUUGCAACGGCAAUCCAUGAGGCUCAACGACGCAGGCCGCGCCGAGCUCCGGAACCGCACAUACCGGGAGCUUCUCGACGAAGCCGAGAUUAAGGAGGAGGAGGAAGCGAGGAGAUCACAACAGGCCUCAGAUCAAGGAAACAUUAACCAAGCCAAAGGGGAUAAUGGUUGUACGAGUACAGUGAUGAAUGAGAACGCGGGGUCGCAGUAUGAUAUAAGGGCGCAAAUUGAGAAAACUUUGAGAAAAUAAAAAUCUAAAAGACAUCAA